This is a messenger RNA of Penicillium verrucosum, 5292 nucleotides long. RefSeq lists its product as uncharacterized. NCBI's taxonomy places the organism in Eukaryota, Fungi, Ascomycota, Eurotiomycetes, Eurotiales, Aspergillaceae. The record is from RefSeq and is a predicted model, not a curated record. Gene Ontology annotation, molecular function: mRNA binding. Bases 1 to 5292 code for a protein of 1763 amino acids. The transcript has 2 exons. Gene Ontology annotation, biological process: mRNA export from nucleus; mRNA processing. Gene Ontology annotation, cellular component: THO complex part of transcription export complex.
AUGGCGCCUGGGUAUGGGCAUGGUGGCAAGCGGAAACGCAUUGAUCGCUCAUGGUCCGGCGAGUCAGGGAGCAAUGAUCUCCGACCUUCACCCCAUCGCCCUGGGACACUCAACAUGGCACAUCACCCUACCAACCACGGACACCAAUCCCCCACUCCCCGAGAGCAAAACGACACACGUGACAGAUCUCGCCGACAAUCGCAUCGCAGCCGGGCAGGUUCCCGCCGUGAAUCCUAUGAUGGUCAGAAUUUUUCGAAUUCGCAGCAUAGAGAAGCGAACGCCAUGUCUCCUCCCGCGAUAAAUCAGCCCAGGGAACCUGCCGAGCCCGUACCGCAUAAUGGCGACUCGGCCACUGCGAGACCUACCCCUUCCCCUGCGCCGAAUACUCCUGCUUCACAGCCUCAACCUAACCCGCCUCAACCUAACCCGCCGUCUCGAGCUGGCUCAGAGACUAUCACCCACCCACCCUCUCUCCCGCUCCCACCUUAUGACUACGAAUAUGUGACCGACAAUGCUGUUGAGGAAUGGGCUUCAGCGGGCAAGCAAAAGGUAGUCGAAGAAGGGGCUGCGGCCCGCCUGCAACAGGAUCUGGCUCGGCUUGCAUCUGUAUACCAGGAACUUAUUCGUUCCGCGAUCUACGGUCGACUGUCACCAUCGAAUGCAGGAAAUGCUGUCAAAGAGAUCAUCGGCGAAGAAUCUGUGUCCCAGGAUGUGGAUAUGGAGGGCGACAGUGGAAAGCCUUCGACCCAGGGAAUCGACCCGUGCUCCUUGUUCCUCGAUACGCUUUCCAUUGUGACUGAUGCUGAUACCUCGAACCCAGCCCUUAAACCACUUGUAUUCGCGACAGGUAUCGAUCCUGCUUUGAUGCGCCUUCAGCUUGAAACCCCGUUGUUGCAGGCCUUGGGGUUGGUUCGCGAAACCUUUGCGCGAAUGGGAAUUCGCAAGCAGACCAACCAGCUCUACCGACAGUCUAAUUACAAUCUUCUCCGGGAAGAAUCCGAGGGAUACUCGAAACUCAUCACCGAGCUAUUCACCACAAGCAACAAUGAGCCCCCGUCGAGCGAAGUGGUUGAGGAUACAUUUGAAAGAGUUAAGGCUAUGAUUGGCGCAUUUGACAUGGAUGUCGGCCGUGUGCUUGACGUCACGCUGGAUGUGUUUGCUGCGGUUCUUGUCAAGCAAUACCGUUUCUUCGUCAAGCUUCUGCGAGUCAGCUCCUGGUGGCCGAAGGAAGACACCUUCUACAGCCUAGAGCAAGGCCGUCGCCACACUGGCAUUCCGAACUGGGCACUUCCUGGAUCAACGGGGUGGAUCACAACCGAGGAGGAGCGAUCAGCUACUAUGCGCGCAAAUGAAGAGCGCGAUAGCCAAUUCUGGGAUCGAGUGAGGGAAAUCGGACUUCAAGCCUUCUUCGAGAUCGGUCGUAAACCAAUUUCAGAGGAGGAAAGGCAACAGAGUCUCUCAGAAACCAAUGGUUCAUCCUUUGAAGAAGAUGCCACACGAUCAUGGCUUGAAGAGACUGGCACUCUACCCCCGAAGGGCAACCGGGUUGCAGCACAGCUGCUUGGUUUCAAGUUGCGAUUCUAUUCUUCUUCAGCUCGAACCAAAGCCGAUGUUCUCCCUGAUAAUCUCAUUUACCUUGCUGCCCUGCUCAUCAAAGUUGGCUUUAUCUCUCUGCGUGACCUUUAUGCUCACCUCUGGCGAUCUGACGACACCAUGGAGAUUUUAAAGACCGAAAAGAUGGCAGAGAAAGCUGAAAGAGUGAAGGCUGGCCGACCAGGUGGCGGAAUCAACGCCCUGAUGAUGGCCGGCGCUUUGUCGGACGACACAGUUCCUCCUUCCCGCUUGCGCGAUGAGCCGCGAGCCGCGACCCCUGGUAAAGAUCAAGAAUCCAACAAAGGCACACCCAAAACGGAAAACGAGUUGCCGGACCCAUCAGACCAGAAAGUUCUGCUUCUCAAGAGUCUCCUCGCCAUUGGUGCCAUCCCCGAAUCCCUUUUCGUCAUCAGCAAGUUCCCCUGGUUGAUGGAGGCUUACCCCGAGCUACCCGAGUUCAUCCACCGCAUACUCCAUCACUCUUUGAACAAGGUUUACAUCCAGUUCCGACCAUUGUCAUCUACCGGCGACUUCCCCGGAGCUCAAUACAUGGUGACCUCCGAUCAGAACAAUGCGAAGGGCCAGAUUGGACUUACACCCCCACCUGCCAGACGAGUUCUGCGAUGGGCUCAACUGGAUAAAGAAGACACCAAUGAUGGCACCGACUAUCGAUUCUACUGGGAUGACUGGGCCGAUAACAUCCCCAUUUGUCAGUCUGUCGACGAUGUUUUUGCUCUUUGCUCAUCUUUCCUCAACCUUUCUGGUCACAAGAUUGGACAAGACGCGAGCCUCUUGGCGAAGCUUGUACGCAUUGGAAAGGGGAGCUUGCUCCAAGACGGAUCCGAAGAGAACAGAACACGUUGGCGCGAUCUUUGCAAGCGUCUUCUUCUACCGGCUGUCAGCCUAACAAAAGCAAAUCCUGGCGUGGUCAAUGAAGUUUUUGAUCUCGUCAGCUUCUUCCCCCGAGACGUGCGAUACAACAUGUACGCAGAGUGGUACUCGGGACAGACAUCCCGGCUGCCAGACAUUAAGGAGGCCUUCGACCAAGCGAGGGCGGAGACCAAGGACACUCUCAAGCGUCUCAGCAAGACAAACAUCCGACCCAUGGCCCGCGCAUUGGCCAAGAUUGCUUACGCUAAUCCCGGAAUUGUUAUUAAUGUCGCGAUGAGCCAAAUUGAGUCGUAUGAAAACCUCAUCGAAGUUGUGGUUGAAUGCGCACGCUAUUUCACCUAUCUUGGUUAUGACAUCCUAUCUUGGUCUCUCAUUAAUUCGCUUGGCCAGAAAGGACGAAGUCGAGUCCAGGAAGGUGGACUGUUGACUAGUCGAUGGUUGAACGCCCUCUCCACAUUCGCCGGCCGAACUUACAAACGAUACUCGGUGAUGGACCCUACUCCAGUCCUCCAGUAUGUGGUAGAGCAACUGCGACACAACAAUUCGACCGAUCUCAUUGUGUUAGAGCAACUGAUCAGCUCAAUGGCUGGUAUCAUCUCAGACAACGACUUCAAUGACGCUCAAAUCCAGGCCAUGGCCGGUGGUGAUGUUCUCCAAUCCCAGACCAUCUUGCAACUACUGGACAAGCGUCACGAGUCCAAGACUACCUCCAAACGGUUGGUCAAAUCGUUGACCCACACCAGACUCGCUGGCCAGCUGUUGGUGGCCAUUGCCCAAGAACGACUGACUUGCGUUUACAAUGAAACUUCCUCGGAGCUUAAAUUGCUCGGCAAUGUUUUUGACGAGAUCCACCGAAUUCUCACCCAAUACCUUGAUUUACUUCGCAGCAAUCUUUCGGUUGAUGAGUUCGAUUCCUUUGUUCCAGACUUUGCGUCUCUCAUCACGGAGUUUGGAAUUCAGCCCGAAAUCGCCUUCUGGAUUCGUCGGCCCAGCAUCGCUCGUAAAAUCGAUGACGUUGAAGAAUCGAAGCAAGAGAAAGAACGUUCGGCAUCUGCACCAAAGUCGAACGGCGACAACAGGAUGGACACUGCCGAGGAUGGAGAAGCACCUCCGAAGUCCGAGGAGAGUCCGGCAGACAGUGCCAUGGAUGUCGAUAAGGGCGAAACAGAAAUUACGAUUCCGGUCGAAGGACCCGAUGCCAUCCUUGUUCCUGCGGUCAAUGCCGAACCAUUGGCAGCCAACCCCGUCAUGCAAGAGUUGAUUGACGAUGUCAAAACUGCUCUUUCUGCCGAAAAAUGGGAGACAAUUGGAGCCCAUUUCUAUGCGACUUUCUGGCAGCUUUCCCUUUACGAUGUUCAUAUCCCGCAGAAAUCUUACGAGGAUGAAAUCGACAGGCUCAAGCGGCGAGUCAUCUCUAUCAACAGUGACCGAUCUGAUAUUAGUGUGGCAGGCACAACACGAAAGGAGAACCUGAAGCGUCAGGUUACUCAGCUACAGGAGCGCAUUCUUGAUGAGAAUAAGAAUCAUCUCAAGGCAUACGGGAACACACGCGCUCGGUUGCAGAAAGAGAAAGACAAGUGGUUCGCCGGUAUGCGCCUCAAGCAUGACGCUCUCAACGUUGCCCUAUUGGAGCAAUGCUUCAUUCCUAGGCUUCUUUUAUCCCCUCUCGAUGCAUUUUUCUGCUUCAAGGUGUUGAAGUUCCUACACAGCUCUGGGACCCCUAAUUUCCGGACCGUUGGUCUCAUUGACCAGCUUUUCCGCGAGCAGAGACUCACUGCUCUCAUCUUCUUAUGCACAUCCAAAGAAGCGGACAAUCUCGGUCGUUUCUUGAAUGAGAUUUUGCGUGAUCUUACUAGAUGGCAUGCCGACAAGGCAGUUUACGAGAAAGAAGCAUUCGGCGCUAAGAGAGACCUCCCUGGCUUCGCCAAAAAUGUCGAUUCCGGAGGUGUGCCAGCAAUGUUUUUGGAGUUCGAAGACUUCCGGCGUCUAUUGUACAAAUGGCACCGCUGGUUUUCCAGUGCGCUGAAGAGCUGUCUCGGCAGUGGCGAAUACAUGCACAUUCGAAACGCAAUCAGCGUGCUCAAGGCUGUUGUGAAACAUUUCCCUGCUGUGAACUGGAUUGGUCGCGACAUCUUGAACAGCGUUGACCACCUGAGCAAGAACGACGAGCGAGACGAUGUGAAGAUUCCUGCCGCGUCUUUGAUCGGUGACCUCAAUCGGCGCGAGAAGAAGUGGAUGCUGCCACAGGCUUUCUAUUUUGUGGCAGCUCAGCCUGGUUCUCACCCAUCCGCUGACGCAGCUGGAAAGCCCGGGACCCCGCAACCUGCUGCGACACCCUUGAAUGCAUCAGCCCCAGAGUUCAACCCCACUGGAUCCUCAAUCUCCGAUGCCAAACAGGAACAGCCUAGCAAGGCUGAAGUUGAAGAUGGUGAAAUCGAGGAUGCGAAAAUGACCGAUGUCAGUACAGGGAAGGGUGGUGAAGCCAAGCCGACCUCUCAGGCCGGGUCUACCACGCCUUCCGUGGUCGCUGCGGACACCAGCCAAGACGCUGUGUCCGGUGUACCCCCUCUGUGCAAUCUCGGCCACAUUCUCGUGCCCCCACUUCAUCCCGUCAGCCUGAUAUUCCCAAAAGACCUGAUAUUCGCCAACAAGUUCAUCCCCCCGUUCGUCCCCCGCCACGGCACAGCGAUGGAAGACUGCCUCCGCGCCCUGAGGGAUUGGAUGAUCGACGAGAGAGACAUCCCGACUUUGGACCCCGCGGUCGUCAUGGUGGCCCUGAUCAUAAUCGCUCCUUUGAUGGUUCUCUAG